AAGACAAUGAGAACGAGACUCAACUGCACUUCCGUUCCCCAUGAUACCGGAGUGGAGUUCUGACAACUGAGGCGUCACUGAAUGCAUUUCUACACCAAAACCUCAAAAAUCACCCUUUUCCACCAUUUACGCUCUCAAGUGCCUCACUCUCCGCCUGAAGUUUCAGCGACCGGAGGGCAGCUGAUUAUGGUGUAACACGGAGCCCGAGCUCAGAGAUUACAGGUAUUUGAGUAGCAGUGCAGCGCAAGGCAGACCAAAGCAGAGCGCUGCAGAGUAGCCAUGCUUACAUUGGCCAGUAAGCUGAAAAGAAACGAUGGAGCACAGACAAGCCGUGCCUCAGGAGGCUCUGACUCAACUCAUAGGGUCUCAAUAAGGGACCGUCUCCUUACCAAAGAAGUUGCCGAACUUGAAGCCAAUCUUCCUAGUACAUGCAAAGCCAAUUUCCCAGAUGAGGACAAGCUGCACCAUUUUCAGUUGGCAGUGUCUCCUGAUGAGGGUUACUACCAAAGUGGCAAGUUUCAAUUUGAAAUAGAUGUCCCAGAAGCCUAUAACAUGGUGCCUCCAAAAGUGAGAUGUCUGACUAGAAUAUGGCAUCCAAAUAUCACUGAGAAUGGAGAGAUCUGCCUGAGCCUUUUACGUGAACAUUCUAUCGAUGGAACAGGGUGGGCUCCCACCAGAACAUUAAAGGAUGUGGUCUGGGGAUUGAACUCAUUGUUCACUGACUUGUUAAAUUUUGAUGACCCGUUGAACAUCGAUGCGGCAGAACAUCAUCUGAGAGACAAGGAGGACUUCCGUAAUAAAGUUCAAGAUUACAUCAAGCACUACGCCAGAUGAUAAACGCAUCGUGCUGCACCAAGCUACCAAACUGCUCCACAUUUGCCUCAGCUUAUCUCGGCCAGGUUCACAACGAAUCAGUAGCUGGCCGUUGUAAUGUUCCACUCUGCUCACCUGAUUGCAAUAAACCUCAACAUUAUUAAACAGGAUAACAGUCAACUUUUGAGGAGGGACACGUCGACACAAAGCACGAUGCUUUAAUUAUUCUGGAGUGUUUUGGAGAGCACAGUGUCUGAUCAUUGUGAUGAUGCAGUCACUGAAUGAAGCUGCUGGCUUGAUGCUAAGACAGUCAAUGUCCUGCUACGUGAUGUAUCACAAUGAACGUCUGUAUUAGUUUUAACAAUGAAGUAACUAUAUGAAGGUUUAUAUGUGUCAACAGUUGUGAUGUUCCAGUGCCUGCAAUGGUUGUGUUGGGAAAGACAAAAUGAACACAUUUACACACAUUUCUUUCCAUGUUACGCUACGCUGUUACGCUCAUCCUCGUGUACACAGGCUGCAAAUCAUAUAGCUCCCAGCUCACAAGACAGCAUUUGAAUGAUUAGCACCAUAUCGUCUGUUUGUUGUCAUUCUUUUGCAUGUUCACACACACAACUUUGUUCACUUUUGUAUGUUUACCUCUUAUAGGCAGAGGGAGUGACUACUGUACUACAACUGGACAUACUGACACGUUUUGUCUUUUGCUGCUUGUCGUUCUGUCUCUGUUUUCAUGUCUUAUGUCAUUGUGUCACACAAACUCACAUGUACCUUCACAAUGGAGCUGAACAGAAAAAUCGACAUUGUCUUCCUAAUUUGCCCAAAGACUAUUUUAGAGUUAAAAAUACCAGCCAUUUGCCCUUACUUAAAACUUUAUUUUACCCCUAAAUGCGAUAUUGCAUUGUUGUAUUUAAUUUAAGAAUAUAAGGAAUGGUUGUGGUUUCCAGCAAUUUGGAUUUACAGUUAAAAAUCUGCAGUGGUCUGAAACUCCUAUAUCUUAAUGAGUCCAAGCGGUGGAUGGAUAGCAUCAAAACGCCAACAGAUCAAAGUGCAAUGAUAUUGAAAUGUUUUACUGUGUGAGCCAGUACAGUAAAACCGUUCCACCACUUGUAGUAGGUAUAGACCAGGGGUCACCAACAUGGUGCCCUGCAAGCCUGCUCUUCAUUCAGGUCUUUAGCUAAUGUGAGAACACUAGAGGGAAAUGCAUUCUGAAAUACAAAAUGUGAGUUUUGGAUACCAGCAUUUGGUUUGUUUGGGUUGAAGUAAGGUAGCUAUUGGCCAUUUUCUUUUUGUAAAAGUAGCUGUUGCAAGAAAAAACGUUGGAGACCACUUGUAUAGACAGGGAACACACCAUAAUGUAAAAACAAUGAGAUGACAGAAGAAAAUGAAAAUGUUCCAAAUUAAUGGGAUGUGUACAUAUAAUUUAAAAAUAUCACCAAAAUGUAAUAAAUAUACACUAUGCUUGUUGCAUAAUCGUGUAUUGCUAAAAAUUAGUACUUUGUUGAUGUACCUAUUUGACAAAAAUGAAGCAUGUGACAAUUUUUCCCAUAGGAAAUAAUGCAAAUCUUAUUUAUUUGUUGCGUAAGCCCAAAAAUAUGAACAAAGGAUGCAUUUUAUAGAAAAGAAUUAUAGGUUUACAUGCAGAAAACUGUGAAAUAAUUAUACAUGAUGACUGGAUGGAAAUCAUUGUUGAUGGGGUUUUUUUUUCCAGAAUGAUUCAGCACAGGUCAAACAAGCUACAGUGGAAACUCGGUUAACAUCUGCCCCAGAUAGCACGUUUUUUGGUUAAAAAUCACCCCAAAGUUUUGCGCAGGUUUGCGCACAUUUUCAGUUGGUGGCGUGUUUUGUCAUGUUAUUAACACACUGCGUGAGUGACAUACAAUGUAUGAUUUUUGGGGGAUGGAAAUCGCAUUUUGACUGUAUUGUCAUUAAUAUUUCAAGUUAUUUUCUAUGAUUUUUUUUUAUUUUAAUAGAUGUAUUUAUGUUCAUGACUAUAUGUAGUAUCUGCAAUGCUGGGAAAUCAGGUAGAAUUUGUGGUCUUGGGUGCAGUCCACUUUGCUCGAGGACAACUUGUUCGUUCAUGCUGGUUGAGUAACACAUCCAGUGAGUCUUUGCCAUUCUGGAAAUUGGCUCCUGAAAAUCAGCUGUGUGUGUGUGUGUGUGAGAGUGUGUGAGAGAUGAGGAUGCGGACUGUCACCUGCUGAGCCAGUGACCGUUUGUACAACUGCAUCUCGCCUCCAAUUUGUCUUCUACCUUUGAGCACCCAACUGCUUUUCUCCUUCCAUUCUUUGUGUUUACAUGUUGGCAUGAGGAAAUGUGAUGAUGAAAGGUAACGUUCAAUGCGAGUGUGUGUUCAAAUAAUGUGACUUGUAGGCAUGCUCUGACUCACUCCGCUCCGUUCUUUGUCUUUGUGUCGAAAAUUCCGUCCCACAACUUAAAAAGUGUCAAUUAUUAUUACGGCGGAACAUGUAAUGACACGCACCUCUGCCAAGAUAAAGGAUCGAAAAGUAUGACAAGUAAAUGAAGCCAAUUUGAGCAGGAUGUUGCAAUGUUCGCCCAGUAUUCAUUUUAGCCUUACUAACACUGAUGUUGCAUUGCAUGUCCUUUAUUUUGGCGGUGUGGGGUGAUUAUUUUUCCAAGGCUCCUGUUUGGGAAAUCUGCAUGGGCUCAGUCAUAUUUGGGCCAGGUGAGAUUUAAGAUUGAAAGCCAGUUCUUAAAAUUCUCAACUGUGUCUCUCAGAUUGUAUAUGCAUUUUUUAAAGAAGUAUUAAAGAGGAUA
Messenger RNA from Doryrhamphus excisus (bluestripe pipefish), 3585 nucleotides. RefSeq names its product ubiquitin-conjugating enzyme E2F (putative) (gene ube2f). The record is from RefSeq and is a predicted model, not a curated record. NCBI's taxonomy places the organism in Eukaryota, Metazoa, Chordata, Actinopteri, Syngnathiformes, Syngnathidae.